Messenger RNA from Prorocentrum cordatum, 1980 nucleotides. Lineage: Eukaryota; Dinophyceae; Prorocentrales; Prorocentraceae. The record is from the annotation of a GenBank genome assembly.
AUGGUGGCAGCUCGUGCAGCACUUGCCCAGCAGGCGCAGAAGGCUAAUUCCGGGAUGGUGCGCCGGGGAGGCGUGCCGGUGCACGUCGCCGACGUCAGCUACCCUAUCUACCCGCCUAUGGCGGGCAACUUGGAACUGAGCAUCUACGUCGUGCUCCACCUUGUUUUCCUUGAGUGCUUUUGCGCGAUCACCUUCAACUCUGCGCUGCGCCAGCUCGCAUGCAUGAUGCGCGGGGCCGCGUUCGACCCAGAUCGGGCUGAACGGGCGCGCGUCGAGGAUGCAGAGCAGCGCGCGUCCCAGCGGCGGUCAGGGCCCCAGACAUUGCGGGCCGCCUACCCUGCGGCAUUACAGAUCCAGAAGAUGGGCCUGGGCAAGAAGUGCUUCACGACCUACGUCAAGUACGACUACGAGCUUCCCCCCUUCAGCCUGCGACGGGUGGCCAGGAUCGUGGAGUACCAGGGCCAGCAGACGUCCUACAGCGUCUUCGAGCUCUCCUGCGAGUGGAGGGCUAGCCGCGCGCACCGAGAGUCUUCCGGCUGGCGCCAUGGGGACCAGCCGAGACCGGGCCUGCGCGCCGCUGUGCGCAGGCUCGGCUUCGCUGCCCGGACUGGUCGCCGGCCGCUCAUGAGCGACGUGGCCAGUCUCGCUCGCGCCGCUGCUCAUGCCGAUCGCGAGCCUCAUCGUGCUGGUCGCGCUGGUGCGCCGGAGCUGGAGGCUGCGGCUGCGGGCGAGGCCGAGCCGCGUCCGCGAUCGGGCUCGCGCGUGCGGCUCGCCACCGAGGAGGACGAGAUCGUGCAGCAGGUGACGGCUGAGGCACAGGCCGCCGCCGCUGUCGUGUCCUUGACUGCCAGGUGCCAGGCGACGGCAUGCCGGAACGCGUGGCCCGGACGCCGCGCCGCCGCUGCGCGCGGUGCCAGUGAGGGUCAGCCGCGCGUCGACGAGGUGGUCGCCGCGCCCACGGCUGCUCCGCCUACGGCGAUGCAGAGGGUGCAGCGCGUGCAGCCUACCACGGGCAUCCAGGCGGCGGACGGCGCGGUCCGCCUCCUUAAGCAGCAGCUGUCCAGGGUCGAGGCCGUGCUGUACUGGAGGGAGAAGGCAGCCCCACACUCCCAGCAGGUGCAGGACUUCCGGUGGAGGGCGUGCGAGUUGCGGCGCCUGGUGGAUGAGGCCGUCGGGCGGCGGGCCGCGCUGGACUUUGGAGGCCCCCCCUGCGCCGCCGCUGUGCAGGACGCCGGCGCUCCGGGGGCGGCCGUGGGCGCCAGCGCCCAGGACGCCGCCCCUGUCUUCGCGGUCGCCGAGUCGGAGCGGCCCGCUGCUGGUCGCAGGAACCUCGAGGGGCUUCAGCCGGCGCCGCCCAGCGACGACGCCCCGGAUCCCGAGGUCCUGGCGCUCAUCGGCAACUGGAUCAGCAUGCAGAAGGACCUCAAGGUGUCACGGCGGCAUCCCCGUGAUAAGGUCGCCGACGCCAUCACCGCGGAGCCUCUCACCUACGAGAAGGUGGUGCUGCCGGACUCCUCGACGUUCGAGGGCCAGCUGCGCGGCGACGACCGGCACGGCUGGGGCAAGUUCACGUGGGACGACGGAGGCGCCUACGAGGGCCAGUUCGACGGCAACGACAUGCACGGCCAGGGCACCUACAGGUGGGCCGACGGCAGCAACUACGUCGGGGUCUGGACGCGGAACCAGAUGGGCCCCACCGGGACGAUGACGACCGACGGCCGGAAGUACAUGGGCGAGUUCCGCGACGGCCGCAAGCACGGCGAGGGCCGCAUCUUCUGGAGGGGACGGGCGCGGGGCCCGGGAUCUGGCCCGCCCGCCGGCCGCAGGCUUCGGCGUCACCGUCCACUCCACGGGCAAGGAGCGCAUGUCCCAGUGGCAGCACGGGGCCCUGGUGCGCUGGAUCGAGGACUCCGCCGAGUUCGAGCGGGGGAAGGAGGAGGUGGCGGAUGCCAGGAGCGGCUGCUGCAGGAAGCGGCGUGA